AUGUCCCUUGAAGCAAACACCAAUAGAUUAAAUUAUAGAAGGAAAAGCAUUGAAGUAUUAGGUUUAGGAGAUAACAUAACGCCGCGCACUCCAAAUUCAGCAGGAGAAGGAACAAAAAGUAAAUUUAAUUUUAAAAUUAAGCCGUCAUGGAGAAGUGGAUCCAAGUCACGCAAGGGUCCCGAAGAUCCAGAAGAGAAGAUAGCUCAAGUUAGCCGUGAUCUAGAACGCGGUGUUGCAAUUUUACACUAUGUCUGUGCUUUCAUCGGCGACACCAACUACGAGUAUAAUGGAUAUUACGGAUACUUUGGUUUAGCCGUGUGGUGUCUUUCGUUGACGCUGCAUUUUUCCUUCGAUUUUUACGACGCUUUUGCAGUUUAUCAAUCAGCCUGGGGUCCAGCAUUAGGUGUAUUUUUUGUAGCUUUUUGCACUCUUUCAUAUUGGACAGUAACGAGAACUGUACCUUGGGUUGCCGUGGCAUUAAGAACUUUACGUGAUGAUUCGAUAGGAGGCUAUACGUAUUUCAAAACUAUUGAAAUUACAUCGUUUGUGUGCAAGGCGCUUCCUAUUAUUAUUCCAUUUGUUGGACUUUUCAGUACUGGAGGACAAUACCUAUGCUAUGCUAUCGAUAAUGCUUUAACCGUUAAUAUUUCAUCAAUUCCAGCCUUAUCUUCAGUUAAUAUGACUGGUUUAAAUUGGGUAUCCGAUACGUUAAGUGCAGUGCGCUUUUUUUCACUCUUACAUGUCUUAUCUGGCUAUUGGGUAUUUAAUUUAUGUCAGCUUGUUUUACUAUUUCUUGUUGGAAUGUCUAUGAUUGAAUUUCAAGAACAAGUCAAGCCAAAGUUGAAAUCACAUACCGGCAGUUAUACUUUUCAGCAAGCGGUUGCUGAUAUAUCUAACAGAGCAAGAUUUAUAAGGGAUGCCUCUAAAAGUGGAACUCACGUUAUGACAAUGCUCAUGGUCAGCAGCAGCGUAUCAUUUGUACUCAAUAUGUAUAGCUUUUUCUACAUGAAAGUAUUCGCCAUUUAUAUGUGGUUUGCUGUCGUUCCUGGUACAAUAUCCUUGUCAAUGUUAUUACUGUCGGCAUGGGUUACAAGCGUUUAUCGGAAUUAUCGCGUUACUGUUGUUAAAGCUUGGGUGGAAAGGAAGGAGGAUAGCGAAGAAGAAUCAGAAGACGAUGAAUCGGAUGGCAAAUCAUAUUUCACUGCUAUGAGAGAGCGAAUUAAUAGUGUUUUCAAGCGCAAAAAAUUAAAAACUAAAAAAGAAAGAGAUUUCUUAGUUUUGGAUAAGAGAUUUAUUAUGCCCCCACAUUUUCCAAUUGUCACCAUGCCCGAGAUUGCCAGUAGUGAAAUCUAUCCGAAAGAAGAGAUCACGUAUUUAAAAAAGAUGGAAGAAGAAGAAACAGACGAUGAAAGAUCUACGAAGAGUAGAUUUUCAUUUGUUCGCCGCAGAAAAGGUAAAUUGUCACUUAAAAAUCGUAACGAAAAAUCGAAUUCUUCCGCUCCAAAAGCAGCUUUCAGAAAGCUUCCUUCAACAAUUGUUAUUGAGCCGCCAUCAAGCUAUGUAGACCCGGACAUACUAGAUAAAUCUGAUAAUGAAGAAGAGCACCCCAAAGAUAAUGAGGUAGGCAAGGGCAUCCUUCAAGUUAGCAGUGUCGAAUCUGAUCAUUCAGAAGACCAGGAAGCACCUCAGGAAUAUUCGGUUGAAAAUGAAUUUAAUUUAUCAAACGAGAAAUUUUUGCAUCCUGCUCCUGCCACGAAAGGUGAUGCAUUGAAUACUUUACUACCGCCUAUUGAUAGCCCUAUUAAACUAUCAGCGCCACUGAGAACCAGCCGACGCCAUUCCAGCUCUGGAAGAGUAGAAUCUGUUCCGCUUGGUGAAUCACCUUCACUAGGAGGCCAAAGUAAUUCCAGAGGUUCAUUGACUGGAUCACACGGUAUCCCUUCUACUCUUCCAAAUGAAUUGCCAAAAGUCGAUGAAGUUGAUUCUACGACCGAUGCUAUUAGCAAGAUUAAAGAACAAUUUGCUCAUGGUUUGCCCAAAGAUGCUGAUUUUUUAAGAGAAAAAUUGUUACAAUCAUCGUUUAAUGGAAAUAUAAAGACUAAUAAAGUAUCUAAGGAAUUGGUACGAUCACAAUCUUUUAAUUCGCUACCAACGGCUGGCAUCUUCUCUGACGAUAAAGAACCAGUAGACGUAAUGACUCGCUUUAUUGAUCAACGCCCGCAUAGCAGACCUCCAAGUCUUGAAUCCCUAAACGAUACUAAUGAUAUAUCUCGCCCAUCAUCGUCGAAUAAGAAAGGAUCGAAGAAAGUUUCAAUCAAAUCCUUAAUUUCAAUUAAAUCCGAUCCUGACGAAUACAGUAGCAACAUUACCACGGCACAAGUUAGGAUAAGCAAUGAUCAAUUUACUAAUGAAACUUCCAACAAGAGCAAAACAAAUCCUGAAGCUGGUAAUCCAAAAUCGACUGCACCUGUCCUACGAUCGUCUAGUGAAGAAGGAACAUCGUCAACUUUAUCGGUUUCGAAAACUAAUGUAUGGAAAAAGCUCAGUCUGAAGAGAAAUCGUGACGAAAUUAGUGAAAAAAGCGAAAAUGAAGAUACAGAACCAGAGCCAUCAACAGAGACUCAGCCAAGGACCAAAUAUACGACGGCAAAAUUGCUUACAACAAUGCGUGGCAUAUCAAAGGCGUUUGGCAAAGUACAACAUAAACGAAAAAUGCAACAUUUUAAUUUCAGAAAAUACAUUGUAUAUUUAGAUAACUUCCUUCCCACGGUGGGUUAUCAGAUUGGUGGUAAAGUUAUUCAACGCGAUACCAUAGUCUUAUAUUUGGUCUUUAUGCUAUCAUUUCUGGCAUUAUUUGCACAAGAAAAGCUAUUUGGCCAGACAGCACAACUAGGAACAUAG
This is a messenger RNA of Trichoplax adhaerens, 2901 nucleotides long. RefSeq lists its product as uncharacterized. The record is from RefSeq and is a predicted model, not a curated record. The transcript has 4 exons. Lineage: Eukaryota; Metazoa; Placozoa; Uniplacotomia; Trichoplacea; Trichoplacidae. Bases 1 to 2901 code for a protein of 966 amino acids.